AUGUUCGCCACGCAAUCACCCCAGACACCCUUCCGCAAACCCCACUACAUUCCCACCCACUCCUCCCCUCUCGGCAGAUACACCAUGUCCCCAACGCACGACCCAAGCGCGUCGCAACGCGCCACACCGAACCUCUUCACCAAUGCACCCCCAAUCUUCAACAUCCAAACCGAACCAAUCAUCCGCCAUACCCAGAACAAUCAAUCCCCAAUCGCAAUGAACUUUAACGCGUCCGCCUCAACAACACCAACCUCAAACGCAUUCUCCUCAAACCUCUUCUUCACAACCCAACCAACCUCCCCCAGCUCCCCAACACGCCAAAAACCAAAAUACGAAGCCCGCUACGCUUCCAUCGCAAAUCCCCUCAAAGACACAGCGAGUCUUGCGCGCUCGAAAACGCGCAAGAUGUUUCUUAAUCGCGUGCGUCAUGAGCGUGACGAUGGACGGUUUGAGGCGCGUGGGGAGCAGAUGAUGCGCAUGGAACAUCUUGCUGAUCGGAGACGGUGGGAGGAGAGUAUGGCGCGUGAUGGGGAGGGGGUUAUUGGGGGGUUUGAGGGGGAUGAAGAUGAUAUGCUUCCUGAUGAUGCUGAUGCUCUUGAUGAAUUCAUAUCCCAAGAGGAAGCUAUGGAGAUGGCGUUGAGAGAGACGCAAAGUGGGGUUCCUGGGAGGGUUGAGCAUUUGCGGUCUAAUGGGCCUGGCGUGUCGUUUAGUGACGACGAAUACGAUGAUAUCUUCAUGGGAUUGUCCGAGUCUCGAGAGAAUCAGUCUCACUCCCAGUCGCAGGACAUGGAUAUGUCCUGA
Penicillium robsamsonii is the source of this 801-nucleotide messenger RNA. RefSeq lists its product as uncharacterized. NCBI's taxonomy places the organism in Eukaryota, Fungi, Ascomycota, Eurotiomycetes, Eurotiales, Aspergillaceae. The transcript has 2 exons. Bases 1 to 801 code for a protein of 266 amino acids. The record is from RefSeq and is a predicted model, not a curated record.